AGGACCCAUACAUAGUUACCUACACGACACUGCAGUAGUACAGCAUGAUACGUCAAUAUACACCUCCAACCGCAAUUGAAUAGGCAAGCGCAUGCGUGUCUCCAACUCUAAAUUCAAUGCUGGCUGUGCACUUGCGACGAGGAGAAUACUUGGGACGCAUGUGCCGUACCGAAGGAAGAUUUUGGAGGUGAUGCUAGUUGACGCUUUACCACCUUUCUAAAACUAAAAAGUAAAUUUUUUCGAACUGCGACGAGUGCUGGAGGUCGUCCAGAAAACGAAUAAUGUCGGGGUCGCACCACGGCGCGCCGUGUGUUUGCUUCGGGGUCGUGCUGCUGGUUGAUCCACCUGCUGCUGAUUGGACCACUUCCGGGUGAAGUUUUUUCUGUCGGCAAGGUGGAAAAAUGGGUACCAGAGUCGCAGAGCGGUGGCCGUGGUGGUCGUUCCUGCGGACAGUAGUCCUGGUGUGGUUGUUCACUCCGGGGUGCUGUUUUAGUAGUACCUUUUAUGUUGAUGUCGGCCACGCAGCUUUCUUGACUCCCAUCCAGGGGCUUCGCUUCUCAGUGGUCAAAAGGCACUCGAGCGCGAAGUCGGCGACCGUUAUACACCAACCUCGCUCGUCGCGCCCGAAGCCGGCCCGGAUUUAUCGAGAGCAACCAGGAGUGGAGAACCAGAUAGAGGAGAAUACAGGGCCAUCUUCCCGUGGCGAGCACGACGACAUCACUCUGCAACAUGCAAUAUUAUCUGGAGUCACCGAGAAGGACGUCGAUAAAGGUCGUGCACGAAAGAGCUACGCGCCUGUAAAAACUGCUGAGUCCGGUGCUGGUCCGCCGUUUCUGCAAGUGGACGUCGAAAGGGAAAGAAUUGCACGGGACAAGAUAUCAGACGCGAGUGGACAAGAAGAAGAAUUUCACAAGAAGCGGGAAAUAUUAGAUUACGUACCUGUGGAACUACAACAGACCGUACUAGAACUGAACAGAGCGCCCUUAUCCGAGCCUGGCGAGGAUGGCAUAGGGGCCUCGGGCGUCGAUGGUGGCUGUGUGCUCUGUCCCGAACUUGGCGUGGCCGGCCCCGUGCUGACCGUGAUCGGGGUACUGCUCAUAAUCUCGGCCGCCAUAGCCAUGUGUCUCUACUGCGGUGGCGACGACGAGGCGAAGGUGCGGGCCAUCUACAACGCGCGCGAACAUCAACAUCAUCAACUACAACCCGGAGGUGCUGCUCAUGGAUACGGCUACGGUGGUAGCCCUGGUGGCCACGGGGGUCACGCGGACCACCAAACCUACGGGGCGGCAAGUACUACAACCGGUGCGCCGGGAAAUAGAUGGCGCCAAAACCACAACCAGCGCGACAACGAUAUCACCAAGCUGAACGUGGAAUUUACGGAGGCCGAGCAGGCGCUGCUGGCGGACGGAUUCACGCCGAGAUAUGCGCGGAUGCUGGCGGGUUUGGUCGCGGGCGACUUGCACGUGGACGAUGAGCCGGUGCCGCCGCCGCAGGGCCACCGGGAUCUCGCGGUCAUGCAGCGGCUGCAGUUUGGCGGAAUCGGCAACGCCGGCGAGUUGCGCCAGCUCUUCGGGAAAAAGGUGCGGCAAAAGCGGGAAAACAAGUGGCGGGGCGUAUCCUGAUUAAAAACGUCCCCACACCAGAGUCAAGAUGGGGAUUUUGCAACACAAACCUAGGAGUUUUGGGAGUCACGCAUGACAAGUUUCAGUCCGUAAGGUAGUGCAAGUUAGCAAGGAAAGCCGCACCACAAAUCGAUUUGCCAAUCCUGUUUACAGCAUUACAAGUUCCCAAACACGAUUGAAAAUGCCUGUCAUGGGGUUGCGCAUCACAAAUGUUCCUGUCGUGGCAAAUCUGCAUGGCAACUCUGGUGUGGGGACGUUUUUACUCAGGAUAGGGCGCGCAACUGAAUGACCCGGGGAUGGGAUACUGGGAGACCGUAUCAAGUGUAAAAAUGUCUGGGUCUGGAAGAAUGAAACUUGUGAUGCUGAACUUGGAUUCCAAAAGAAUCUGUAUUGCAUGAGCAGCAAAGAGAACGCAACUCGUGCUGAGCGGACGAGAGGGCAUUUGUCAUGCGGAAUAAGCAUCAAGAAGCCGUCAAAGAAUCUGUGAUGCUAGGGCAUGCAUCACCGACAUCAUGGCUUAUGUAAAACGUGCAUGACAAGUAUCAGAAUCUUCCCGACCCAGACCACAUAGUUGCAAUCCAUAAACCGCAUUGCGCGCGGACGGUUUUUCGCCGGAGGCCGCCAAAGGCGUCGCGCGGGGGAUUGCGAUGGGACGGGACCCGGAGUUUAUCCUUCCGUCGCCGCAGUGGGGCCGGGACCUGGCCCUGUGGCACGAGAGAUCCCUCGGAGGAGCCGAGUGUCUCGCGGAGGUCAAGGGGGCGUUUGCGCGUAAGAAACCGCCGAAGCGCGAGGACCUCGCCGUGAACACGAUCCGCGGGGCAGUGGUCAUAACCCCGACCUUCGAGGAGGCGCUGGCCGUGACCACCGCCCACGGGCUCUCGCCGGAGUAUUCGAAGGUUUUGUCCGGCAUUCUGUGUGUGACGACAAGUACCAACACCGCUGCCGCGGCCCGGCCGCUGCCGCAGGCGACUUUACCAGUAGACCAGGAAGUGCUCGAGGCCCUGCGAUUCGCGCCCGGCGAUACGGUCGGCGAGAUGAUGCGGUUUCUGUCGCCCCGCGUGCAGAAGAAGCGGCAGGCUUUGCAUAUGGGGGCGCAGGCAACAGUGUCAACGCAGGAGGCGGAGGCGACGUUGAAAGCCGCGGGGCUGUCGCCCUCGGUCGCGUCGCUGCUUGCGGUUAAACUCGCGCAGCCCGGGGAGGGGAAGAGGCAAAUAGUAGAACAAACCCAGGGGCUAAUUGCGGCCGAUAAGGACGCCCUGGCCGCCCUCGGCAUUGGCGGCACGGAGACGGCGGCGGAGCUGCGGGGUGUGGUCGCCGCGAAGACCGAAAAGCGGAAGAAGCUCGCCGAGGACCUGGGGAACCAGGCGGAUUUAUCCGCAACGGAGGCCGAGACGACGCUGAAAGCGGCGGGUAUUUCUCCCUCUGUCGCGUCGCUCUUGGCCGUCAAACUCGCGAACCCCGGGGACUCCAAAAAGGCUCAAGUGGAAACACCGCACCUCACCGCGGCGGACCAGGACGCGCUUGCGGCCCUAGGGUUAAACGGCGCGGCCACCCACGCGGAAAUGCGGGGCGUGCUGUUCGCAAAGACCGAGAAGCGGAAGAAGGUAGCGCGACACCAGGGAAAAAUGGAACAGACGUUGAAGGAGGAGGGUUUGUCGCCCUCCGUCGCGUCGUUGCUCGCGGUUAAACUCGCGAACCCCGGGGCGAAUCAGGUAUUAGAAACGGAGGCGCUGAACGUGGCAGACCAGAACGCGUUGGCGGCUCUGGGACUCGGCGGGGCGGCGACCCACGCGGAGAUGCAGGGCGCCCUGUUCGCGAAAGCGGAGACGAAGAAGAAGGUGGCCCAGGAACAGGGGAAAAUGGAGGCGGCGCUGAAGGAGGAGGGAGUGUCGCCGGCGGCAGCGUCACUACUCGCUUUGCGGUUGGCGAACCCCGCCGAAGCGGCGGCCAAACUAGAGACCACCGACCUGGCGGAAACCGACCGGCAGGCGCUCGCCGCGCUCGGACUCGGCGGCACGGAAACCGCCGCGGAGCUAAAAGGCGCCCUGGCCGCAAAAACGAAAAAGAAGAAAAAGAAGAAGGUGGCACCAGUAGCCGCUGUGGUUCCUGAAUUGCAGCCGGCUUGGCAGCCAGAGGUUACCGAAGUGGAAAUCGCGUUGAAGGACGUUGGGUUGUCGGAGAAGUACCGAAAGCAGCUUGCCACGCAGAUCGCGACGGCGAAAAUAGAGCCGGGCACUGCCAUUGUCCGCCCGGAGGGGAAGGAUCUUCGUAUUUUGCGCGACCUGGGCUUCGGCGAGCACGAGACGGCAUUGACGUUGAAAUUAGCGCUUCAGCCACCGCCGGUGAAGAAGACGCCGAAGAGGAAAGUCAAAAAGAAGCAGGUCGCGGGCAUAGGUCAACAACCGAGUGCAGCAAUCCCGUCGCCGCCGGCGCCCGGGCAGGAUGACGACGAAAACUUUGCGGGCGGGCCGGGCGGAAAAACCACGACGUCAAAGCAUACCAAGGGUGGUGCAGCUCCGGGUGUAAAAAAGAAGAGAACCAAGUCGUUGGACCGGAGUGAUUUGUCUAGCGAGGUUUCCAAUAAUUCCAGUUUGUCCUCCUCGAAGCGGCGCCCGAAGAAAGUCGUGAAGAAGGCUAUCAAAGACAGCGCUGGCGUGACGACCGCGGAGGACGACACAGACGACUCAACGAAAGGCACGAAAAAUAAGGCGAAGAAAGAAAAGCUAAAAAAGACUGCAAGCGGAAACAAACUUGUGGGCGACGGCGUUGUGUUGCAAGGAGCCGGUGAUAUCACAACCGAGGAAGAUGAAGAUAGCACAAGCAGCAAGAAGACGCCCAAGAAGAAAGACAAAGACAGCAAAAAGGCAUCGAAAGACAAAGACAAACUUCGAGGACAAGAAGACGGAGAUGACACUAGCGGCGGUGCGGGAGCGGAUGUAAGGAAAAAGAAGAAGGACAAAUCUGAAAAACAGCAGGAGAAAAAGAAACACGCAGCACCAGCUGAGAAGGCUGAUUUGCAGCUGAAUCUGCAAGCGGACGUUGCCGACGACCCGGACGGAAAAACGCCGCAGGAAACCGCCGUGUCGAGCGCGCCACUCGUAUUGAAGGCUCGCAAGAAGAGAAAAGACAAGGCGGAAAAAAACGAGCCCGUGCUAACUGCGGACAGCUACGGGCACGAGGCCCGCGCGGUCUUCGAGCAGGCCAUCGUGUCCAAGGGUUUGACGCCCGCGUACGCGAAGAAGCUGGCCACCGCGCUGGCAAACCCCGACAUCGACGAGACGGGGGUGGACCUGCCCGCCGCGGAGGGCGCCGAUCUUGAAGUCUUGACGAAUGUCAUGGGCGGCGCCAUCGGAACCACCACGGAGCACGCGCAGCUCGCGCGGGCGCAGUUCAUCAAGGUCGCGGCGGCCCUGCCGCCGGAGGCAUUAGUCGAAAUCGACACCGACCUGGAGUCGGCGCCGACGGAAGCGCCGGCUGGCGCGGAAGCGGAGGAGGAAGUCGCGGAGGAGGAGGACGCCGCGGUCGGUUCGGAGGAGGGCGGUAUUGCUUCGGAGGUAGAAGAGCCCGGAACAAUCCCUCCCUCGGGAGAUCGUUCCUCGCCCCCGGGCGUAGAGGACGGGUCGGUUCCGGCGGCGAUAAGUCCACCCGUAGCUGCCCCCGUCCGCGCUUCCGCGGCCGAGCGCUCGAUGCUCGAGCAGCUUUCGCCCUCGCAGCUCGCAGAGAUAGAAAACCUAGAGAAAAUGUAUGCCGAGGCGGGCUUCUCUCCCGGCUACGCCAAGCAGGCGGCGAUUCGGAUCGUCACGCAAGACGCCGGCGUAAUUCCGGACGACUGGACCGAAAGCGCGGAUCCGAUCACCGCUACCGAGAAAGACGAGCAGUUGGUGGCCGCCCUCGGGUUCAAACCAGACGCGGUGACUACGGCGCAUUCGAAAAUGGACAAGUUCAUGAAACAAACCGCCCAGGAGAAGAAGAAAGCGGAUUUGGAAGCGGAAAAAAAACAGCUCGAGGAGAAGCGCGCCGCGCUGGACGCGCUCGCGCAGCCGGGGUGCUGCUGCCGGGGAAGCGCCGCGGCGGUGGCGGCUUUGGAGGAAAUUGACGCGAGCCUGGUUUUGCUGGAAGCCGCCCGCGUGGCGCUCGAGGCCGCGAUUGCCGAGACGGCCGAGGAGGUGAAACACACCGAAACAGCACAAGGUGCGACUCCCUCCGUGGAGAACGCAGUAAAAGCGGACGAGGCCAAGGCCGCGCUGGUGAAACAAGGCGUGGACGCCGCGGCCGCAGAGCAGCUUGCGGAAAAACUGGCCAACGCCGAGAACGUGGCGAUCAAGCUGACCGACGAGGACCGCGCACAGCUCGCGCCCGUGCUUGGUAACAGCCCGGCGGGUCAGGAAGUUGCCGGAGUCGAGGAUGUUGGCCAGCAGCACGCGGCUUCUUCACCUCAACUGGACUACGGGCAGUUGACGUCGCAGCUGAUGAAAACGCAAGCCGACUGCUUCGUCCAGUCGCUGUCCCCGGAGGCCUUCGAUUUCUACUGCGACGGCAAGCGGCUCGCGUCGUCCGCGCCCAUGUCUGUCUGCCCAUCGUCAUCCGUCCCGGAGGGGGACGGUGGGCAGCACAACUACACGGGGGAAGGAAUUCCGGUCUCCGAGCUCACGAGCACCGACUUCGCGAACUUCCAACCCACCUCCACCGUCGACGAGGUCAUCCUGUCCGGCGCGGGGGCGGCACUCUCGCCCCAGCAAAAACGCAAGGUCAUGAAGGACAGAAUACGCAAGCAGCACGAGGAACUUGUGUCCAGCACCAGCGAGACAAGGUAGUAAAAGUAGAAAAACGCGAGUUGUUUUUGAUGUGCGAUGAAGAGAAAAGUACGACGAACUACGUCGAAGGUGCAGCGAAUAGGUAGUACGGGCUGUAGCUGCGGUGGUCUUACUUUUGUCAACACUGCAUUUUUAUAACUAGAACUACUAUACUCGAGAAGCGACGGUAUGUGUUACUUCUCAAUGUAAGUUUUGUACAACUGAAAACAUGCACUCGAAUACCCAUCUAUGAGUUGAGAACGCCAGCGGUAUGCGUUCGACUGAUCAU
This is a messenger RNA of Amoebophrya sp. A120, 6704 nucleotides long. NCBI's taxonomy places the organism in Eukaryota, Dinophyceae, Syndiniales, Amoebophryaceae. The record is from the annotation of a GenBank genome assembly.